Symbiodinium pilosum is the source of this 765-nucleotide messenger RNA. The record is from the annotation of a GenBank genome assembly. NCBI's taxonomy places the organism in Eukaryota, Dinophyceae, Suessiales, Symbiodiniaceae.
AUGCGCCGGCAAAACUCGCUCCAAGAGGCCACUGACACCCUCGUGGAUGAGCUGCUUCGCACUGCGGUGGCAGCCACCGCCGAGGCGCCGAAUCGUGCCGUGAAGAGACGUGUCCGCCAGCGCUUGCACAAAAAGUUGGGAGCCGUGCUCAACAAGCAGGAGUUCGAAGUGGCUAUGGAGCGAUUUCACGUUGCUGCUGAGGCACAGCGCGUGCGACAGGACGAGGCUGCACGCACGCAGCGCAGAGGCACAGGCCCUGUCAACCGAGCUCCCAUCGGUGCUGCUCCAACCAGGCCCGCGCAAGCCUCGCCCUCGCAAGUUGUUGCCGUGCCAGUGUGGAUGGUGCAACCACUCGGUGCUCAGAUGGCUCCAGCUCCAGGACCAAGGCUGGGCCAAGUUGGCCAAGUACAAAUGCCGCAGGUGCAGCAAAUGCCGCGCUGGAAUUGUGGAAUGACGGUGUGUGCCGUCCAGGACGUGCGACAGUUCCAGGAGCAAGUUCAGGUGCCGGAGGCUACAGUUCCGAUUGGCCAGAAGCCACAGGCACCGAUGGCCCAAAUGCCGUAUGUGAACAAUGCCUAUUUCGCGCCACAGGAUGACUUCGAUCUUGGCCCCAACCAGGGCUUCAGAUUCCAACGUACCGUAUCUGAGGGAGCAGGCUGCGACAGCAUGCAGAGCACAGGACCAGCCGCCAACCUCCCCGUGCAGCGAACCUUCAUUCAGUUCAGCAACCAGGAUGGCAGCCAGCGGCGCUCCAGGUCUCAGUGA